Liolophura sinensis is the source of this 4741-nucleotide messenger RNA. RefSeq names its product putative transporter svop-1. Gene Ontology annotation, molecular function: transmembrane transporter activity. Gene Ontology annotation, cellular component: membrane. The record is from RefSeq and is a predicted model, not a curated record. NCBI's taxonomy places the organism in Eukaryota, Metazoa, Mollusca, Polyplacophora, Chitonida, Chitonidae. Gene Ontology annotation, biological process: transmembrane transport.
AAACUGAUGCGGACAGAAGAAGAGACGGAUGUCACCAUGACAAUAGGCAGAAGACCAGAGACAGAUGUGUCUAGAAAGUGUUUCCCUCAGGUAACAUGGGCAGACAACUGGGUGUUCAGACUGGGUGCAGCUGUGGUCCCUGAGUAGCUGUGCCUGUGACCAGUAUAAUACAUGGGAGACAGAUUAGAAAGUUUCUCUGCUUAAAUCCUUCAGAGAGGUUGGACGAAAAGGCUGAACACUUUUUAGAUCUACUGCAUUGUGAGAUGUCCCAGGAAUCUCAGAACUUUUACCAUGGAUACGGAAAGGAAGGGUUUGACACUUAGUCAAGAAGAUAGAGAUGAUGAGAGCAGUAAGUGUAGUUUUUCAGAACAGGUAGAUGGGGAUACACCUGAGGCUGUCUGUGGAGAGGGACAGGAACCACCAGGGAUGGAAAAAGACGAAAAGUGUGAGACACUACCCCAGUCAGAAGCAGAAACUACUUCUCUUAUGGAGGGCCAGACUAACCAUAAUAAUGCUGAAGAGUACAGUGAUGGGGUCAGAUUCUGCCAUGGUGACGAUGAUGAUGCAUGUACUAAAAGCCUGAACGUCACACCUGAGAAGACCAGCAUUGGUGUAAGUGAUGAUGAUCUGUCAAGUAAAAAACAGGUUCCUGAUCCUGAAGACAAAAUUAAUGAGCAAAAUUUUUGUCCUAAGAGCAGACAACUGGAAAGAGACCAAGCCUUAUUGCCAUCAUCAGAAACUACAGAAACCUUUGUGUUAGAUGAUGAAAGUGGACAGGAUAUGACAGAGACGAGAGCAAAUGGGGAUGUGAACUGCACUGCUGUCGACCCAGGUCCAGGAUCUCAUCUACUGACAUCUGAUGCCUCACUAAAAAUCUAUGAUGUGCUAAUGGAACUGAAGUUUGGCUGGUUCCAGAUCAAAAUGUUGGUGUUGACUGGUGGGGCAUAUUUCGCAAUGUGCGCUCAAAUUAUGUGCUUGGUAUUUUUAAGCACACCUUUGAAGAAGCAGUGGAACUUGUCAAAGUACAGCUUUUCUUGGUUGCCCUUCUGUACAGGUGUGUCGGGAAUUGUGGGCGGAUAUGUGGUCGGAACUCUCAGUGAUCGGUUUGGCAGACAGAAGCCAUUUCUGAUUAGCAUGCUGAUGUUUAUGGUGUUUGGAUUUGCAUCAUCAGCAUCAACGUCCUUUGGCUUGUUGAUAACUCUGAGGGCAUUUGUGUCCAUGGCCAUUGGAGGUUUAUCUGCCGUCAACUUCGUCCUCAUCUUAGAAUUCCUUCCCCGGUCUAAUCGUGGAUGUUUUAUGGUGGUCAUCACACUGUGUGGUGCCCUGGGUGCGGUGCUGGCUGGCGGGUUGGCCUGGCUUCUCCUGGAUAAGUACGGGUGGAGGGUGUUCCUCGCCACUUGUGCCAUUCCAUCAGUUUUUGUUGUACUUGUGAGAAUCUUUACCACCCAUGAGUCUCCACGAUAUCUGCUUACAAGCAACCAGACGGAGAAAGCUGUAAAAGUUCUGAAGCUUAUUGCCAAGGACAACAAAACAGUACUUCCUGAUGUUGAAAUCCUUGUGGACUGCCCACAAAACUCACAACGGGGACGCAUUCAGCACCUGUUCACCAAGAAGCUCAGACGCAAGACUGUGUUUGCUUCAUUUGUCUGGGUUUUGCAGUCAAUGGGUUUUUGGGGGGUGACAAUGUAUAUGCCAGAGUAUAUGAUGAAGCAAGGGGUGGACCCUUACUUCAGUAUGUUCACCAUCUUUAUUGGAGAAAUUCCGGGCUUGUUGCUGGCCAUGAUACUGAUUGAGCGUCACAUGUUUGGCCGUAUUUGGUGUUUGCGCUUCUUCUCCGUCUCCACAUGUAUCUGCCUGAUUGCUUUUGCAAUGGUCAAUGUAGACUUUCUCCGGGCUGUCUGUGCCGUUGUGUGCUACUUCUUCAUGGUACCCGUUUAUUCCAUCCUCAACACCUUCACCCCCGAGAUUUACCCAACCCCUGUGAGAAGUACGGCCAUGGCGUGGAUGAAUAUCAUUAUUGAGAUUCCCAGCUUAGUGACUCCAUUUGUCGGGGAGACCCUUUUGUCCAGUCAGAUUCCCUGGCUUUAUCCCGUUGUCUGGGCAGCUUGCUUCUUCCUCCAACUCUUGUUUUCCUUUGGGUUGAGGACUGAGACUGCUGGUCGUAACCUUGACGACAUCUCUGGCAACACUAGUCCGCAGUCUGAUCUCAGCGAAUCUUCAGAGUCAAAUGAUCCAAUCAAGACAGGGAUUAUUGGUUGUGAAGUGAAACUUCAGCUUGCUCAUUCCACAGUCUCUGAUAACUCGGACAGCAUGGGAUGUGAAUUCUUCUGAAGACGCAUGUCCUUGAGUUCAAGUUGCACUUUUAUUCUGAUGAGUUUAGUCUCCAAACUGUCAUUCCUAGGACCACAUGUUUACGUAUAAUCAGCAUUAAUUCAUUUAUUUUACAAAUAUUUUAUUUUUUUUAGCAUUCAAUUGUUUUAUAUCAUAAUGAUGUAUUGUACAUGUUACGAAAUGAACACAGCAGUUUUCAUGACAUUUUUUUUUUAUGAAUCCAGGUCUCUCAGUGAUGAAUCAAAAAAUAUUUUUAAGGAACAAACCAAACAUGUGCCAGUAUGAGCUUUGUUCAGGUAACCAUAAACAUGUGUAUUCAGUUUUUGUAUGUGGAUAAUCACUCUGUAGAAAUAUGUAGAGUCCGCUUUAAUAAUUUUGUGCAAAAAGAUAUGUGGUCCAUGUAUUUCGUAUCAUCUUUGUAUCAUUUGUGUAAAAUUUGGGGAUACAGCACACUGAAUGUUUAUGUCCAGAAAUCUGCAGUAUGCAGAUGUGAUAUUCUGAUUAUUCAGUAUUGUUUGCAUCUCGAGUUUGGUUGAAAAAUUGGAAAUAAGGAGUAAUUAAGUCAUUAGUGCAUUAAGAGGAAGUAGAAUACAUGUACGCAUGUCUGUCUCUGAAAGGCAGACUGUUCAAAAGGUAUUGAGCUAGCUCUACUAAUGGGAGUGUAGAGACAUUAGUCACUGUGGUCCACUCAUAUUAAACAAUAUGUGAUACCUUCCUCAUACAGGAACUUCUCACACCUUCAGGCAUAUAUAUAUCAUGUGUUGUUUAUGCAAUGGUACUUUGUGUGUACAAACAGAACAACAUGUUAAUGAUAUAGGAGUGAGCUGAGGUGUUAAUUUGGUGUCGUGAAGUAUUUGUGAAAUGCUAUACAUGUAGUUGAUGUACAUGUGUGUAUGCGUUAGAAUUAUACACUGCUACAGUGCUUGAGUGUCACCCAAAUGUAAUGCAGUGCUUGGCAUUUAGAAGUACCUGUAUUACCUGUGAAGACAAGAAUUAUACAUGGAGUAGAUGUGAGCAGUCUGUAAUAUCCAACCAGUGUUUCAAGUUAUGAGGCAAACUUGGAGUUAAUUUAAGAGAUUCACUUGUUUGCCCAUUUGUAUAAGGGCAGAGUUUUAACUUUAUUUUCAGAGGUUUGGUAGAUGCCACUGUUUGACAGAGAGUCUCACAACAAAAAAUAUGCACUGGAGUCACAAUGUUCAUACGUAAAUACGUUCUACAGCAAAUUAUGUCAGACUAUGUGGAUGUAUAUACAUGUAACAGCGUCAGCUUCUGUAUGCACUAGGUCAGCAGUUUCAAGCACAUGUUAGGUCACUCUUAUUUAAUUGUUUCUCAUGACUCCUGCAUGUAAUAGUCAGGCAAAGUUAUUAAAUAAUUAUGUGUAAAGGCGGGAUUGACCCUUUAAAACAGAAUUUUCUUUAAAUUCUAUUACAUUUUGAUUGAAAAGUAAAUAUUAUGACUCAAUAAGCAUCUCUAUUUUCAUAAGCAGUCAUAAUAGAUAAAGAAUAAAAUUAACUACAUAAAAUGUAUAUAUGGCCUGACACUCGUGCACAGUAGAAAUGACAGAAAGACUCACAUGAAAUCUUAUAUUUGUGUGAUAUUGCCAUUGGUAUGUGAGGAUAGGAAUCUAUGAAACAGUUUUCACCUGAUAUUAAACUGAUAUGAUAUGCGUUGUAAUAUUAAGAUAGACGUCUAUCUUAAUCCCAGGUUUAACAGCUUUUGUAGAUUGUUUUGGUCAUUAUGGGUAACAGGACAACUACAUGUAGUUGUGACAUUUACACCAGGUUAAGUAUUUGCGCUUUUGUUGUCAUAUUUUUACAUGAAAACCUACAUGUGGUUGUUUUUUUUUUUCAUUGGUUUUGUAAUGGUACAUGUACUUCCAUUUCCACUUGAAGGGAGAUUUCAAACUGCGCAAUUACACUGUAGGAGUCUCACUUCAUUUGUGUGUUUUUAUUCUGUAUGUUUUCCACAUUUGGGUGCAUUUAAAUUUUCUGUUUUUUUUUUUUUUUUUUGAAUAACUCACAUAUUUAUUUUGUCAAUUUGAGCUAUUUAUUACUACAAUAGCAGGAAGUUUACACUGGUAGUAAAGAAAAGGUGCAUGUAACUCUACAAAGUGUGCCAUAAUGCUUGUUCUAAUUUACAACUGUAAUACAGGGUUUAAUGCAUUUAUACUAUUAGUGUAAAUGGUAUACUCUAGUACUUUAGUAUAAAUGGUAAUAGUAUGGAUCACUUGAGAUGGUCAGAACACACCAGUUCUCAGUUCUGUUGACAAAGAUACAUUGUGAAAUGCACAUUUGUCAAAUAUGUGGUAAUUAAGGCAGAUAAGCAUUGAUUUACAUGUGUAAUGUAUGAGAUAUUCAGAGAAGAGUUAAAUGCUAAUUUAUUGUGUUGUAAUAAAACAGAGCGAAUCAGU